This is a messenger RNA of Chiloscyllium plagiosum (whitespotted bambooshark), 785 nucleotides long. Lineage: Eukaryota; Metazoa; Chordata; Chondrichthyes; Orectolobiformes; Hemiscylliidae. The record is from RefSeq and is a predicted model, not a curated record.
CGGAAAGAGUGAUCGUAACAUCAAAACGAGGAAGACAGCGCCCCUCUAUUUAUCUCCCACUCCCUAACCCACCCCACCCUACCCCACCCCAUCGCUGACCUGCCAGGAGGAGGAAACAGAAACGCCCUGUGUUUGCUGUCGAUUGAUUGAUCUGAGUUGCCAUCAGCUGUGGACGUUGGAUCAUGGAAUCUGCUGUUGAAAGUGGAUUGAACGUCACCCUCAGUCUGCGCCUCCUCAUGCACGGCAAGGAGGUGGGAAGCAUCAUCGGAAAGAAAGGAGAAACCGUCAAAAAGAUGCGAGAGGAGAGCGGAGCCCGCAUCAAUAUCUCCGAAGGGAACUGUCCGGAACGGAUCGUGACGCUGUCCGGACCCACGAGCGCCAUUUUCAAGGCGUUCUCGAUGAUAACGCACAAGCUGGAAGAGGACAUCAACAGCGCCAUGGUCAACAGCACUGCCUCGAGCCAGCCACCGGUCACUCUGCGAAUUGUCAUUCCCGCCAGCCAGUGUGGCUCUCUCAUCGGGAAGGGAGGCUGCAAGAUCAAGGAGAUUCGAGAGGUAACUCUAACCUGUCGCUGUUUCCUGCACGUCACUGUCCGAAUCGGAAGGCGGGGUUUCUCGCUCAUCCUUCCCCAGAUACUCCCACCCUUUCUCAUCUCAUCUGCCCUUCUUCAAUGUCUACAACUGGUUGCAGCAGCCACUCAGCACAGGAAAGGUUAUUUAUUUCAGUUUGCGCUUUUACUGCAGAGAACAGGGAGAUCGCUCAAGCUAUAAUUGAGCUGUUCAUAG